Salarias fasciatus (jewelled blenny) is the source of this 480-nucleotide messenger RNA. Its product is annotated as caveolin-2-like. The transcript has 3 exons. Gene Ontology annotation, molecular function: molecular adaptor activity. Lineage: Eukaryota; Metazoa; Chordata; Actinopteri; Blenniiformes; Blenniidae. Gene Ontology annotation, biological process: cell differentiation; regulation of cytosolic calcium ion concentration; caveola assembly. Gene Ontology annotation, cellular component: caveola; focal adhesion; sarcolemma. The coding region runs from base 1 to 480 and encodes 159 amino acids. The record is from RefSeq and is a predicted model, not a curated record.
AUGGAGGACCAUAGGCCGGCAGGGGAAUUGAUGGCGGUGGAAGUGGACGUUCACUCGGAGGAGCUGGAUUUCGCCCGCGGUGAUCCGAAGCCUCCGAUCCAUGACAGGGAUCCCAAAAGAGUCAACAGCAGUCUGAAGGUCAUGUUUGAGGAUGUGAUUGCAGAACCCCCGUCGGUGCAGAGCUUUGAUAAAGUGUGGCUGUGGAGUCACGCCCUGUUUGAGGUGUCCAGACUGUGGUGCUACCGCCUCAUCUCCCUCCUCCUGGCCGUGCCUGUCUCACUGGCAGCAGGGCUCCUCUUUGCGCUGCUCAGCUGCCUUCACAUAUGGCUGAUCAUGCCCUUCGUGCGGCUCCUCCUCAUCAACAUGCACUGGGUCCAGACUGUGUGGGCCAACGUAUUAAACAUUCUUAUCAGUCCCUUCUUUACCAGUGUCGGAAAGUGUUGCGGUCAAAUCAACAUCUAUUUUUCCAGCAAAAGAUGA